This is a messenger RNA of Podospora pseudocomata, 681 nucleotides long. RefSeq lists its product as uncharacterized. The coding region runs from base 1 to 681 and encodes 226 amino acids. The transcript has a single exon. The record is from RefSeq and is a predicted model, not a curated record. Lineage: Eukaryota; Fungi; Ascomycota; Sordariomycetes; Sordariales; Podosporaceae.
AUGCAGUCCAAGGACGGUUACGCAGAUAGUGAGUUUUCAGAGAGUGAGGACGGCCUUGAUGGGUCAGAAUCUCACUACCAAGAUGAGAACUCUCCUUCACUCGCGGACAGUGAGGAUUCUGGCUCGGAAGACGAUGAUGCCGAUGGUGUACACCAAGGUCGCAAGCGCCGCAAAGUCUCAGUCCACAGUACCGCCGCCAGUUCUCGGGGCUCUCGGAGCUCUCGCCAAAGACGAUCGACAACACAUGCCGCACAGUUGCCGAGCGGGACCCGAACGUCUGGACGCGCCAUUGACAGCCCAACACCGCCACAAGCAACACCAGCUCCGUCCGAGGCUAACAUGAUUCUUGCUCGGUUCGAGGAAUGGCCUCUCGGAGACGUUUUUCUCAAACGCAUCACUGAGGGCGGCAAGGCGACAUUUCAAUUACAGUUUGACUGGGACUCCGAUUUAUGUCAGCCGCAUGCUGGCAGAUCUGUGUCGAACCCAAAGAAGCGCAGAAGGCCGUCUAAGACUUUGCCUUCAGUUGCAAAAUCGCCCGGCGCAAGAUGGACGCCAGAAGAGGAUGAAACUGUGCGCAGGAUGAAACAAGAUGGCGAUUAUUGGGCCACUAUCCAGCACGCCCUUCCGCACCGUUCUCAGGGCACGAUCCAAGUCCGGUACUCGACCAAACUCAGGGGUUAA